AUGGACGGAGCCCGGCCUGUUGAUCUUGUCACGGUGUUGCAGAACCUCCACACGCAGGUAGCUACGCUCCAGGGGCAGGUUCAAGCUCUUCGAGUGGCCCCUGCUGCAGCCCCGGCCCAACGUGCUCCCCUCAUCCCAUCGCCAGAGAGGUCCAGGGGGGAGCGUGGGGCCCUUCGAGGCUUUGUAAGCGAGUGUCGGCUGAUGUUCGCCACCUGUGCAGCAGACUUUCCCACCCCACGGAGCCAGGUGUGCUUUAUGGUCAGCCUCCUUGUUGUGGGCCCGGCACUUUCUUGGGUCACUCUAAACCUUGAGGCCGAUCACCCUCUGCUGGGGAAUUUGGACAACUUCAUUGCCGCCCUAGAGGGCAUGUUUGGGGAGCCGAAUCGCGCCCAGGCAGCUGAGAUGGCACUGCAGAACCUCCAGCAGGGGGCUCGCCCGGUUACCGAGUACACCUCAGAGUUCCGUCGGGGGGCUGCGAACACCCUGUGGAAUGAAGCCGCCUGCCGGUUCCACUUCCAUCAGGGACUUCAUCCCCGCAUUAAGGAUGAACUGCUGCGGGUGCCCCCCCCCCCCAGCCCUGACGGACUUUAUCACGUGUGUUAA
Messenger RNA from Podarcis lilfordi (Lilford's wall lizard), 603 nucleotides. Lineage: Eukaryota; Metazoa; Chordata; Lepidosauria; Squamata; Lacertidae. The record is from the annotation of a GenBank genome assembly.